This is a messenger RNA of Carica papaya (papaya), 833 nucleotides long. NCBI's taxonomy places the organism in Eukaryota, Viridiplantae, Streptophyta, Magnoliopsida, Brassicales, Caricaceae. The record is from RefSeq and is a predicted model, not a curated record.
AGCAGGUCGGAGUAGAAUAAUAAUAUCAAAGCUUUUACGGGGAUGGAGAAUGGAAGCCGAGAUUAGAGGUAAGAGAAGAUCAGAGAGGUUACUUAACUUUCUGUUUAUCUCUUACUUUCUCUCCCAGGUUACGAGCCCUAGAGUGUUGUGUCGUUGUUCUUCUUAGUUUCAGAUUUUGAGACUCAUGAAUAGUUCAAUCUUUUGGCCAUCUUCGAUUUGUAGUCUCUCUCGCUGACGUGACUCGUUGAUCUCCUCAAAAUCAUGCAGGUUGAUGCAAGCUGUGAAUUGUGAUAUUUUAAAUCCUGAACCUUUUACAAGCUUGUGAGCUGGAUCUCUGUACCAAAUUGCCUUCGCAGUUACAUGGAUCCUAAUAGUUUCCUUGAUGAAAAAUAUGAGAGCAGACUUUAUGUUGGGAAUCUCGAUCUAAGGGUGACUGAAGCUGCCUUGAUAAAGAUGUUCUCUCCAUAUGGGAAAAUUGUGUCAGAAGACUUCUUGUGGCAUACCCGGGGGCCAAAACGCGGAGAGCCCCGUGGCUUUGCUUUUAUUCAAUAUAGCACCAAAGAGGAAGCUAAAUUGGCCAAAGAGAAGAUGCAUGGGAGAUUAGCGUGUGGCCGCCCUUUAGUUGUUCGUAUAGCUAGUGAGAAGUACUUGGAACAAGCAGCACAAGAUCCUUCAAAAGCAACGACAGGAGACACGAACAAAACCAGCCUUGUCGGCAGUUCAUCGGGGCAAAUGAGCCGAAGUGCUAAAAUAGCUGCAAUCAAAAGCAAACUGAAGUCCUUGGAGGAAGAAAGUGGCAGCGCCAAAAAGCAAAAGCAUUGACAGCAGUGCGA